GAAACAAUGACGUCAUUAUUUAAUAGCUCAUCGGUUAUUGGUCCGCCCCUGAGGUUAAACUUAAAAGCCCAGGUUACCCGCGGAAAUCCUUACUGUAUGAUCACAGUGACGAUGCAGCUGAGGAGUACAGAACGUCAGCUGGGCUGUGCGCUUGCGCUUUGCUUCUUGGCGUUGAUUCCCUGGGGUAUCCCUAGGGCCAGAGCACUGGACAAUGGCUUGGCUAUAACGCCUACCAUGGGCUGGCUGCACUGGGAGCGCUUCAUGUGCAACCUUGACUGCCAGGAAGAGCCGGAUUCCUGCAUCAGUGAGCAGCUCUUCAUGCAGAUGGCAGAGCUCAUGGUCUCAGAUGGCUGGAAGGAUGCAGGUUAUGAGUAUCUCUGCAUUGACGACUGUUGGAUGGCUCCCCAAAGAGAUUCAGAAGGCAGACUUCAGGCAGACCCUCAGCGCUUUCCUGGUGGGAUCCGCCACCUAGCUAAUUAUGUCCAUAGCAAAGGACUGAAGCUAGGGAUUUAUGCAGAUGUUGGAAAUAAAACCUGCGCAGGCUUUCCUGGCAGUUUUGGAUACUAUGACAUUGAUGCCCAGACAUUUGCUGACUGGGGAGUAGAUCUGCUAAAAUUUGAUGGUUGUCACUGUGACAGUAUACAACAUUUGACAGAUGGUUACAAGUACAUGUCCUUGGCCCUGAACAAGACUGGCAGAAGCAUUGUGUACUCCUGUGAGUGGCCCCUUUAUAUGUCGCCCCUUAAAAAGCCCAAUUAUGAAGAAAUCCGACAGUACUGUAAUCACUGGAGAAGUUUUGCUGACAUUUCUGAUUCCUGGCAAAGUGUGAAGAGUAUUUUGGACUGGACAUCUUCUCACCAAGAGAGAAUUGUUCAUGUUGCUGGACCAGGGGGUUGGAAUGACCCAGAUAUGUUAGUAAUUGGCAACUUUGGCCUCAGCUGGGAUCAGCAAGUAACUCAGAUGGCCCUCUGGGCUAUCAUGGCAGCUCCUUUACUCAUGUCUAAUGACCUCCGAAACAUCAGCCCUCAAGCCAAAGCUCUGCUUCAGUAUAAGGAUGUAAUUGCCAUCAACCAGGACCCCUUGGGCAAGCAGGGGUACCAGCUUAGAAAGGCUAGCAACUUCGAAGUGUGGGAACGACCUCUCGCAGACUUAGCCUGGGCCAUAGCUGUAAUAAACCGUCAGGAGAUUGGUGGACCUCGCUCUUAUACCAUCUCAAUUGUUUCCCUGGGUCGAGGAGUGGCCUGUAAUCCCGCCUGCCACAUCACACAGCUCCUUCCUGUGAAAAGGGAGCUUGGAUUCUAUGAAUGGACUUCAGAGUUAAAAAUUCGAAUAAAUCCCACAGGCACUGUUUUGCUUCGGGUAGAAAAGAGAAGCCACACAUCAAAAUCCUUAAUUUAAAA
This is a messenger RNA of Propithecus coquereli (Coquerel's sifaka), 1400 nucleotides long. It is a transcript of the gene GLA, whose product is annotated as galactosidase, alpha. The record is from RefSeq and is a predicted model, not a curated record. Gene Ontology annotation, molecular function: alpha-galactosidase activity. Lineage: Eukaryota; Metazoa; Chordata; Mammalia; Primates; Indriidae. Gene Ontology annotation, biological process: oligosaccharide metabolic process; glycosylceramide catabolic process; glycoside catabolic process. The transcript has 7 exons. Gene Ontology annotation, cellular component: cytoplasm. Bases 7 to 1398 code for a protein of 463 amino acids.